This is a messenger RNA of Zootermopsis nevadensis, 5467 nucleotides long. Its product is annotated as putative multidrug resistance-associated protein lethal(2)03659. Gene Ontology annotation, cellular component: membrane. NCBI's taxonomy places the organism in Eukaryota, Metazoa, Arthropoda, Insecta, Blattodea, Termopsidae. The record is from RefSeq and is a predicted model, not a curated record. Gene Ontology annotation, biological process: transmembrane transport. Gene Ontology annotation, molecular function: ATP hydrolysis activity; ABC-type transporter activity; ATP binding.
UGGACAGUUGCAAGCAUUCUUGGGGAACUGUAGAUGACUACUACAGUUUUCACCAGUGUUUGGGCAGCAUCCUUGCUGUGGAGUGUGAUGUAGUUUUGUAACACAGCAGUAAUUGAUAAUCUAUGACGAGUAGUACAAAUGUAUUUCCAGAGGAAUAUCGUUUAAAACAGAUUUAAACAUAUUGGUCGAACAAAAUCAGAUAUUUUCAAUGUGAGGGUUAUUGUGAAAUAAAAGAGUGGUUAUAUUAUUGUAAGGAACUUUGUCUGCGAAUCGUCAGUUAAUGUCAUAUAUAACAUUUUAAUUGGUGGCACACAAUUAGAAUACAUGGCCACCCCUCAUUUACAUUUACUGCCAAGGACACACAGUGAAGUUUCGCCUUAUUGCAUCACAGGUGGAGAUGGGUAGUGGACAUCUUUAGAAAGGGAUACAAGAAAGACCUGGAAAUUGAAGACUUAUAUGAAGAACUUGAUGAACAUCGGUCUAGUUAUUUGGGUGAUGAGAUCGAGAGGUUAUGGAAUUCUGAGUUGAAAGAAGCCAGUGCCAGAGGUUUAGACCCCAGUUUGCUCCGAGUUCUGAUCAGAUGCCAUGGUCGGUAUAUUAUGUUCCUUCAGCUUGUUCUGGCUUCUGUAGAGUUCUGUCUUGUGUUGACGCAGCCGCUGUUUCUUGGAGGACUGAUUCGUUACUUUGCUCCAACAGACGCUGUUACUCGUACUGCGGCUUUUGGAUAUGCCGCCUGCAUUGUUGGCUGCACAUUUCUUACCGCAUUUGUCUGUCAUCCUCAUAAUUUGGGUGUUUUUCAUGUUGGAAUGAAGAUUAGAAUUGGACUUUGUUCUUUGAUUUACAGAAAGGCAUUAAAGUUGAGUAAGACUGCUUUGGGUGAAACAACUGUUGGUCAAGCGGUGAACCUUCUGUCAAACGAUGCAAGCCGAUUUGAUGCAAUGUUUUUGUUUGUGGCAUAUGUUUGGAUUGGGCCAAUACAAAUGGUGAUUAUUAUGUACUUGGUGUGGCAGCAGAUUGGAAUUGCUAUGUUUUCUGGAGUGGCAAGUGUUGUGCUUCUAAUUCCACUGCAAGCUUUCAUUGGUAAGAUGAUAUCUACGCUACGUCUGCGCACAGCUAAAAGAACUGAUCAGCGCAUCAGAUUUAUGAAUGAGAUUGUUGUUGGCAUCCAGGUGAUUAAGAUGUAUGCUUGGGAGAAACCAUUUUCACAUCUUGUUUCUGUAGCUCGCAAACGAGAAAUCCAAGCUGUGAGGGCUUCAUCCUAUAUGCAAGGCAUUCUUCUAUGUUUUGGAUGGUUAGUAGGAAGAAGAAUUGCUAUUUUUAUGAGCUUGGUGACCUAUGUUUUUCUCUACGAGAGUGUCACUCCUGAGAAGAUGUUUGUGGUGACUGCGUACUUUAACAUUUUGACAGAGUCCAUGACAAGUUAUAUUUCAUUUGCAAUAACACAUAUUUCUGAAGCAUAUGUUUCUGUUCAGAGGAUUAAGAACUUCCUGCUAUAUGAUGAGAUAGCACAUGCGGCUGGUCUGAAUACAGGUAGUGGGAUGUCUCCAGUACAUGAUUCUGUUGAUGACGAUGAUUGUAGACUUAGUAAUGGCUGUUCGGAAGUGAAGCCAAAUUCAGAGAAAAGCAAGCCAGACGGGGCUGACUAUAUUGAUACACGGACUAGAGGUGAUCAUACAGACACAGAAAAUCCCCUGGAAUUUUCUGGUGGAAUCAAGAUUACAGGUGUGACCGCCAAGUGGACUGAUGAUUUGCCUGAGAACACCCUAACUGAUGUGAGUGUGGAAGUGAGAACUGGAGGACUAAUGGCUAUCAUUGGACCUGUUGGAUCAGGGAAGACAUCGCUAAUCCAUGCCAUCCUGAAGGAACUGCCCCUUACCAGUGGCUCCAUAGUGGUGGGAGGAUCAAUAUCGUAUGCAUCACAGGAACCGUGGCUAUUCAUAGCCUCUGUACAACAGAACAUACUAUUUGGGCAGCCCAUGGAUAGGAACCGGUACAGGCAAGUGGUGAGGGCCUGUGCCCUUGAACAGGACUUCAGACAGCUGCCCCAUGGUGACAGGACAAUUGUGGGAGAGAGGGGUAUCACUCUCAGUGGUGGACAGAAGGCGAGAAUUAGUCUUGCAAGGGCUGUUUACAAAGCUGCAGAUAUCUAUCUACUGGAUGACCCACUAUCUGCAGUGGAUGCCCAUGUAGGUCGCCACUUGUUUGAUGACUGCAUCUGUGACUUCCUGCAGGGAAAGACGCGAAUACUAGUCACACAUCAACUGCAGUACCUUCAUACAGCUGAUAACAUUAUUAUCCUCAAUCAUGGAACAGUAGAAGAUAAGGGCACUUAUAUUAAACUGUGUGAGUCUGGAAUUGACUUUGCCAAAAAACUUGCUGUGGAGUCAGAAGAACAUGAGGAGAAGGAAAAGUCCACCACUGAUAGCUUACAGUCAUGUACAUACAGCCGGGUGCGUCAUGCAUCAGAGACUUCUACUGUGAGCUCAGUGUCUUGGUCAGAGCAAGAGGUUGCGGCUGAGAUGAGGUCACAUGGUGUUGUGAGCUCCAGCGUGUAUCGGACAUAUUGCGCAGCUGGAGGGAGCUGUGGGUUCACUCUCUUGGUGUUUGGUGUUUGCAUACUCUCACAACUUGCUAUCAGCUCAGGAGACUACUGGUUAUCUGUUUGGUCUAAUGUGGAAGAGAAGCGAGCAAGUCUGAUUGAACUUCCUGAGAAUAGUACAGUAAAUGUGACAUUUGCCAUUGAAAUUAACACAUCUCUGCCAUUUAAUUACGGAAAUUCCACCAGCCUAGCAGCCAAAAACUGUACGGAAUGUGCCUGGCUGCCCAGCACAGAGACGUGUGUUCUUAUAUACACUGGCUUUUUAAUCAUCAUAUUCCUGCUUACAUUUAGCAGUAUAUUAUUAUUCUUCACAAUGUGUAUGAGAGCAUCAGUCAAUCUCCAUAAUGAAAUGUUUGCCAGCAUCACACGUGCUACCAUGUGGUUCUUCAACAACAACCCUUCAGGUCAGAUAUUAAAUCGUUUCUCAAAGGAUAUGGGAUCUGUAGAUGAGUUUCUUCCCCAUACAUUGAUUGAUUGUGUGCAGAUAGGAUUGGCACUUCUAGGUGUGGUUUUGAUUGUGGCAGUAGUGAACUUGUGGUUGUUGAUCCCAACAUCAGUGAUGUUCGUUCUCUUCUAUUUGCUGAGGGUGUGCUAUGUCUCCACAUCACGCAGUGUUAAGAGGCUUGAAGGAAUCACUCGGAGUCCUGUCUUCUCCCAUCUCAGUGCAUCACUCCAAGGGUUGACAACUAUACGUGCUUUUAGUGCUGAAGCCAUGCUAAAAAAGGAAUUUGACGCUCAUCAGGACUUGCACUCAUCAGCCUGGUUCAUGUUCAUUGCAUCGAGUCGAGCUUUUGCUCUGUGGCUGGACAGUGUUUGCCUCUUGUAUAUUGGUCUUGUCACCUUCAGUUUCCUGUUUGUUGAUAAAGGACCAUAUGGUGGAGAUGUAGGUCUUGCCAUUACCCAAUGUAUAGGACUGAUAGGAAUGAUCCAGUGGGGGAUGCGGCAGUCAGCUGAACUGGAGAAUAGUAUGACUUCUUUAGAGCGUGUGUUAGAGUACACUGGUGUUGAGAGUGAGCCACCAUUGGACUCACCUCCUGAUAAAAAACCACAUAAAAACUGGCCAUCUGAAGGUAGUGUUGUAUUUGAUAAAGUUGUAAUUGCUUAUUCCAAAGAUGAUCCACCAGUCUUAAAGUGUGUCAGCUUUACUGUGAAAUCAUCAGAAAAGGUUGGCAUUGUGGGUCGUACUGGAGCGGGUAAGUCCACUCUCAUAACAGCUCUGUUCCGUCUGGUGCACCUGUCUGGGGGCUCAAUCCAAAUUGAUGAUGUGGACAUUGCCUCAAUUGGACUCCAUGAUCUGCGAUCCAAGAUCUCCAUCAUCCCGCAGGAGCCCAUCCUGUUCUCAGGAACUCUUCGUAACAAUCUGGACCCAUUUGAGCAGUACUCGGAUGCUGCCUUGUGGGCAGCUUUAGCUGAGGUGGAACUGAAGCAGGUCGUGGAAGAGCUACCUGCUGGGCUGAGCCACAGAGUGUCAGAAGGUGGGACCAACUUCAGUGUGGGACAGCGCCAGCUCCUGUGUCUUGCCCGGGCCAUCAUCAGGAACAAUAAAAUUCUGGUGUUAGAUGAAGCUACAGCCAAUGUGGACCCCCAGACUGAUGAACUUAUUCAAGCAACAGUUCGUCGUAAGUUUGCAGACUGCACGGUGCUCACCAUUGCUCAUCGUCUGCACACAGUUAUGGAUAGUGACCGUAUCCUUGUUGUGGAUACUGGUUCUGUUGUGGAAUUUGAUCAUCCGUAUAUCUUGCUUAAGAAUAAGAAUGGUGCCCUUUCUCAGAUGGUGCAGGAGACUGGACAUACAAUGACAGAGUCUUUGUUCAGAGUGGCUCAAACAUGUUAUGAGGAACAUUUGGAAAACAGCGUUAAAAAAGAUAAUACAAUCUCCACACCCCCAGGUUUUAAAUAGAAGAGGGAAAUUCACCAAGAAGAGAAGUUUCUUAAAUUGUAGAGUAUUAUUGUAAAAUAUUUGUGUUUCUUGGAAUACAGAAACCUCCACACUGUUAAUAUAUCUUUAAUAAAGGCUUUCAAAUAAGCUAGAAAAUUCUGUACCCCAGCAGAAUUUAUUUAGCUUGAACCCUUAAAAAAUAUCUGUCCAGCAAAGUCCAAAAAUUUAGUUCCCAUGAAUUUUGGCAUUUGGAGAUUUCAAUGUACCUCAGGAAUAUACACAAGAGCUUUGUAAAAGUAUGUAAAUAAUUUUUCUUCGCUUUCAGUGCCUGUGUUUAUCUGUUAUAUUUUCUUCAUGUUUUGUCUGGAAUGGUGGAACACACUUUUCUGCAAUAACAGUGGCCACAGGGUAUAAUAUAGUCCCAUAGGCUCUUAGACAGAUAUAUGUUUAAAAAAAUAAAUAAGUAAAUAAAAUAAAUCAGUUUUCGGCAGCUUGAAUUUUCCUGUUGGUUUUAAGUUAUGCUUUCCCAUAGCCAUUUUUUGUACACGUAUUGUUUUAGUGCAGGUUCAAAUGGCAUAGUUAUACAUAUCACGAAUGGUUGCAACAUCAAUGUCAGUAAUCCAGAAAAUGUGUGAAGUAUCACAUAGAUUAGCAUCCACUUGUAGCUUGUGCUUGUAUAUGGCUUGGCAUGUGGUACGUGAAGGAAGAGAGGUUGUAAAAGUUAAAAUUGUGAUUGAAAUGAGGGGUUGCCAACCUUAUCACAAGCUGCACACAAUUUUUUUUUAAUUUAGAAAAUGUGGGGUAUUCAUGAAAUAUGGUAUUUUUACAUAGUGAAUGUUUUCAAUCAAGAAAUUGAUGUAAUACUUUUUUGAAAACUUUAUGUACCACAUAUCUGAUGUAUCCUUUCUGUAAUUGUGUUUACUUAUCUUGCUCUUCACUGUAGAAUUUUGUAUUGUCAUAAACCCAAACAAUUGGUUUUCUUACAAUAA